Messenger RNA from Lucilia sericata (common green bottle fly), 1668 nucleotides. Its product is annotated as coiled-coil domain-containing protein 80-like. The record is from RefSeq and is a predicted model, not a curated record. NCBI's taxonomy places the organism in Eukaryota, Metazoa, Arthropoda, Insecta, Diptera, Calliphoridae. The transcript is spliced from 3 exons. The coding region runs from base 400 to 1047 and encodes 215 amino acids.
CAAACGACAGUUAUUAAAACGUUAAUGUUAUUUAAUAUAAAAUAUUAAUUUAAUUAAAUGGAUUUAUAAAAAUAUACAAUACGGAAAAAUACUAAACGGUUAUUUAAACGGGUUUAAAGCGGUUUUCACGAGUUUUAUUUCAAAACUGUAUAAAUAAAUUCAUUAACGAUUACCUGUGUGGAAAGUUUUUGUAUAAGAAAAUUAAAAAAAAAUAAAUAAAUUUAUAAUAAAUAAAUAAAUAUUAAAAAACUCAAUUACAAAUAAAAAUGUUGUUAACAAAUAAAUUGUGGUGUCUAUUUUUAAUCUUAAGCAUAACAAAAGUAUGCCAUGGCCAGCUGAUGUGUUAUGUCUGUGAAAAUUGUGCCCAAGUCACCGUAGAAACACCACAAGUUGAAUGUAAUGAAGAUUAUUUUAAUACUGGCGGAUCAACAGAUUCAUCCGUACAGACGACGACAGAAAUGCCAAAAGACAUCCCCAGGUAUAACAGAAGACAGUGACGCCUCAACAAAAGAAGAUACAACCCCCACAACUGUAACAACAGAAGAGCCAACAACACCAACAACUACAACAACUGAAACGACUACUGAAUUGACAACUGAAACUACCACAGAAUUAACAACAGAAUCUACAUCCGAAGAAAUUGUGGAAACUUCACAUGGACCUACAACUUCUACAGAGGCGCAACCACCAACACCGCCUACAGUUGGACCACCUAUGACUACCACAGGUAUACCAACACCACCCAAUCCAGGCACUAUUAAGCCCCUAGAUGAUGUAGAAAGUUUGAACAAUCAUAGUUUGGCACAUGAACAAAACGUCGACAAGGAUGAAGUUGAAAGCGUUGAAGUUGAACAUGCCACCACUAAAGCCUAUAAACCAUCAGCCGAGUUUAGAGUACGUCAAUUGAGAUCAGUCAGUGAUGUAACCUAUCAUUGUUAUAAAGUCCAUGCCACAACAGUAAAUGGCACCACGGUGGUCAAUCGUGGCUGUUCUCGUGUUCACACCAUGGAAUCCGUCUGUGGUCAAUGGGAGAGCCCAGCAUCCUAAUGAACAAAUUAAUAAAUGUUAUCCCUGUUCUCGCACCCAAAUGUAAUGGAAGCUCUGCUCUCAAUGUUUCAACAACCGCUUUAAUUGUUGCUGUAGUGGCGGUGUUUAUAAGCCGGAAGUAAUCAAUUCCGUUUAUUCAUUAAGCAGAAUACAGGAAAUCUUUAGAUGAGGUUUUCAAACAUGUACUUAAAGGGCUUUAAAUAUCAAAGCUUUAUUACAAAGUAUUUAAACGGAUUUUUAGCAAACAAAUUAAAUACCAGCUCGUUUUUUGGCUUUCCAUAACCAUAUUAAAUUUUAAUGAACAAAAUUUGUAUUAAAAACCUACUUAUUUAAAAAAAGGUAUGAUCCCAAAACCAAAAAUAUUUAUUUCACCAAAAAAAUCAGAAGUAUUUAUUGUUAUUUGUUAUGAAAUCCUUCCAUUUAAACAAACAAACGAGACAAAAAUUAUGUAUGAAGCCAUUAUACAAACAAAACUAUUCGAAUUAUUUAUUUUUUACUUAAAAAUUGUUUUUUUUUAUUAUAGUUACAUUUAGUUCUAUUUCAUAAGUUUAUCAUUAAUCUAAGUAUAAAUUUUAUUGCAUCUUUGAAAAUGUGUAAAAAUAAAUGUUUUAGAAAAUUUAC